AUGAGCAUCGCACCUAGCACAAGCUCGAUCAAGUCCACCUCCAGCUCCUACGCCACCCUCCUCUGCAAGAGUGAACAGUGCUCCGACGCCAACUUGCACGCCGAACGAUACCAAGAUGCACAGUUGUCUCAAUUGACUGUCACCUCGGCUACCGAGUCAGCGACUGAAUACCCUGACAACACGACUGCGGCCGCUACCACUACCGCCCCGAAGGACCAUUGUGACUACAAGUCGGUAACCGCGACUGCUUCGUCCGACAGCACCAAUAAAACUCCAUUAACCAGCAGCACGUCUAUAACUACGCAGACUUUUACUUCGAUUUCAGCUACCCCCACGACAUCGACGUAG
This is a messenger RNA of Phytophthora infestans T30-4, 348 nucleotides long. RefSeq lists its product as uncharacterized. Bases 1 to 348 code for a protein of 115 amino acids. The record is from RefSeq and is a predicted model, not a curated record. NCBI's taxonomy places the organism in Eukaryota, Oomycota, Peronosporomycetes, Peronosporales, Peronosporaceae. The transcript is spliced from 2 exons.